AUGAGCAAUGCGUUCGGUGUAGCAUGGCGGAUUCCAUGCCCGGGGCUCCGUCCCUUGAGCCUGCUCCCGCCAAAUCCAGCGACAACGACGCUCCGCUCAGUCUGUCGCGAUCUCCGCAUUUCUCCCCCAUGGCGUCCAUAUAGUAUAUCUAGACGGUCUUUUUCGCCUUUGAAUCCGCUCUCCUCUCCUACGUUUCAGUCAGCUGGCCUGGUGCCAAAAUUCUUUCCAUUUGCCUUCCCAUCCAGGUCCUUCCAAACUUCCGGUCAUCUACGGUCUCAGCCCCCCCCGGUUGAACAUGGUGUGCAUCCUUGUUCCCAGCCCCUUUCUGCUGCCGAAAUCAAUGCGAUAUUUGGUCGUGGAAGAUUCUCACCGGAAGCGGGAAACCGCAUUAUCGCCGUUCUACAGGGCCGACGUCUCGCUGGUACCCUUGAUCUUGAUCUCCCCGAUGAUAUAACCCACUCUGCCCGCCAGCCGGCUAUCAAUGCUGCUCUGAAAUGGCUCCGCGCAAAUCACCCACUCGAUGAAGAUGCUGCGAUUCUUGCCCGCAUUGACAAGGAAUAUUAUGAGGAGGAACAAAAGCUUAUCCGUCGAGCAGAGAAUUUGGGUCUGUACAAACCACAGAGUGGCUCAUAUGGUGCAGAACGGGGCGAGUCGAACGACCCCUUCGGAAAGAGUGUUCUGCAAGAGGCGCGAGAGAAGAAUGAGGCCAGACUUCUAGAGGAACAAGAACAAAAGCGCCGGGAAUGGCUGGAAGGCGAAGAGCUUGACCGUGAAAGGCAGCAACAGCAAAUCCAGAACACGGCAGUACAAAAGUUCGAGGAGGCCCCUACUUUGGAAGUCCGUGAGCGAGCGGAUCCUAGUCAACGUCCGGUACUAGCAUGGGUACAGAAGCACUAUAUAAAAGGAACGGACUAUGAUAUCGAUUUAGAAAAGAUGACUACUGCCCGUCGCAUUCUGCCAACUCUCGGAGUAACCCUCCUUACACUCGUCCUUUGCUACGCCUUCGCCUUGAACUACGAACCUCCCACACAGAGAGGUCGUAUGUGGCCUGAUACCCCACCAGCAGCAGCCACAGCCAUGGCGAUCAUUGGAAUCAACCUGGGCAUCUAUGCUUUGUGGAAAGUGCCACCUGCCUGGAGGAUGCUCAACCGCUACUUUAUCAACGCUCCACUCUACCCGCAUGCGCUCGGUGUUGUGGGAAGUGUCUUCAGUCAGCAAACGUUUUCGCAUCUUGCGGCAAACAUGCUUGUGCUGUGGUUUAUCGGAACUAGACUUCAUGAUGAGAUUGGCCGCGGGAAUUUCCUACCUCUGUACAUGGCAGCGGGUGUCUUUGGCUCGAUGACCUCUAUGGUUGCUCAUGUCAUGAUGGGACGACUGAUGGUCACAUCACUUGGAGCUAGUGGAGCAAUGUCUGGUCUUGUUUCUGCUUGGUGCAUGCUCAAACCGGAUGACAGGCUUACCGUCUUUUUCCUUCCUCGCGAAUGGCAGGAAAUAAUAUCCGUCCGUGGGUCUGUAUUCCUCACCGGGAUUGUCGCUUUUGAAUUGUUCAACCUGGUGUCUCCAUUCAGGGUUGCCAGGGUGGACCACUGGGCGCAUCUGGGAGGCUAUCUUGUCGGAGCUAUCUGGGCAACUGCCUACAAUGAAGAAAGGGAGAAGAAGCGACGAGAGGAAAUGACAUGGUUUGAAAAACUUGUGUCUGAGUAA
Aspergillus wentii DTO 134E9 is the source of this 1704-nucleotide messenger RNA. RefSeq names its product rhomboid protease PCP1. Gene Ontology annotation, molecular function: serine-type endopeptidase activity. Lineage: Eukaryota; Fungi; Ascomycota; Eurotiomycetes; Eurotiales; Aspergillaceae. The coding region runs from base 1 to 1704 and encodes 567 amino acids. The transcript is spliced from 5 exons. Gene Ontology annotation, cellular component: membrane. The record is from RefSeq and is a predicted model, not a curated record.